Leptopilina heterotoma is the source of this 3569-nucleotide messenger RNA. RefSeq names its product DNA-directed RNA polymerase I subunit RPA2 (gene RpI135). Lineage: Eukaryota; Metazoa; Arthropoda; Insecta; Hymenoptera; Figitidae. The record is from RefSeq and is a predicted model, not a curated record. The coding region runs from base 86 to 3463 and encodes 1125 amino acids. Gene Ontology annotation, cellular component: nucleus; RNA polymerase I complex. Gene Ontology annotation, molecular function: DNA binding; ribonucleoside binding; DNA-directed RNA polymerase activity. Gene Ontology annotation, biological process: DNA-templated transcription. The transcript has 15 exons.
UUAUAGGUUAUGUUGUCAUAAUUGCACGUGGUGUUGCACUACUGUACAAGCAUGUUAUUGUUUUUUUAGUUUUAUUGUUUGAAAAAUGUCACGUGAACCGAAAUUAACAAACACUGCUCCUAAUUUUUGGAAACCAGCAAAGUCACAAAAUCCCUUACUACAAACUCUUGGCACUCCGCACGUAGAAUCUUUUAAUUAUUUUCUAGAAGAAGGUCUUGCAACAGCUAUAAAUGAAAUUUAUCCCAUUCAAUUUAGCGUUGGCAGUGGAGAUAAAAUAAAACUCUGGAUUGAAAGUGCUCAAGUCAGAGAGCCAUUAGUUCCGGAAGGUACAUUGGGAGUAAAAAAUCGCAGAAUAUUUCCAACAGAAUGUCGACAACGAGGUUACACUUACAAAGGAUUAUUGACAGUGAAAAUGGCAUGGUCUGUCAAUGGAAAAAUCCAACCAUCCAUAGACAAAGAUUUAGGAGAAAUCCCGAUAAUGGUUAAGUCGAAUAAAUGCCAUCUGAAUGGAAUGAAUCCUACACAAUUGGUAGCGCACAAGGAACACGAGGAAGAAUGGGGUGGUUAUUUUGUUAUAAAAGGACAUGAAAAACUGAUAAGAAUGUUAUUAAUGACCAGAAGAAAUUAUCCCAUUGCCGUUAAAAGAUCUGGUUGGAAGCAACGUGGAAGUUUAUUUAGUGAUCUCGGUAUUUACAUAAGAUGCGUUCGCGACGACAAUACUGCAGUGACGAAUACGCUGCACUAUGUUACAGACGGAACGGUUAAAUUGGCCUUUUCACAUAGAAAAUACAUGUAUUACAUACCAUUGUUAUUAAUUCUAAAAUGUCUCAUGGACGUACCGGAUAUUUACAUUUAUAAAGCUUUAAUUGCUGGUUGUGAAGAUGAUAAACAAUAUCACGGUUACAUUGCAAAUAUGAUGCGAGCAGUCAAAGAAGAUGGUUUAAUUACUCACGAUCAAUGUAAAGCUUACAUAGGAAAAUUAUGUAGAGUCAAAUUUUACGAAAUACCAGCCGAUGCAAAAGAUUCCGAAGUCUGUGAUUUUAUAAUUAAAUACUGUAUAGGAAUUCAUCUCGACGAUCCAGUAGAUAAAUUUCAAUUGCUCGUUCACAUGACAAAAAAAUUAUUUGCAGCUUGCCAGGAUAAAUGUGUAAUUGAAGGUGUCGAUGCAGUUAUGAUGCAGGAAUGUUUAUUGGGCGGUCAUUUAUAUUUGCAAAUUAUUAAAGAGAAAAUUUCUACAUGGCUCAAUAAUGUGAGAUUUGCCAUUUUGAAACGUGCCAAGACAAUUAAUAAUUACACCAUAAAAUCCCUGGAUGUCGUAAAUGCAAUGAAACAUUCCGGUUCAGUGGAAAAUGCCAUGGGAAAUUUUAUGGCGACAGGAAACAUACGAACCGAUAGCGGUUUGGGUCUUAUGCAAACAUCAGGUUUAACAAUUGUAGCUGAAAAUAUUAACAGAAUGCGAUACAUGAGUCAUUUUCGAGCAAUUCACAGAGGUUCUUUUUUCACCGAAAUGAGAACAACGGAACAUCGAAAAUUGCUUCCGGACGCUUGGGGAUUUAUUUGUCCAGUCCAUACACCCGAUGGAACGCCAUGCGGACUCCUGAAUCACUUGACAAUGAGUUGUAUUAUAACGAAACAUCCGGAUCAAAAAUUGAAGGAAGCAAUUCCCGAUUUUUUACUGGACCUAGGAAUGUUACCACUAUCAAGAGCUGACGAUUGGAAAAAUUCCCAUUCUAUAAUGCACACAAUUAUGUUGGAUGGAAAAAUAAUUGGCUUGAUUGAGGAUAAAAUUGUUGCGCGUGUUGUUGAUAAACUUCGUGUUCUUAAGAUUAAUAGUAAAAUUCCUCCAACAACGGAAAUUGUUUUGGUUCUCAAGAAAAAUGUUCCGGCACAAUAUCCUGGAUUGUAUUUAUUUACGGGACCAACAAGAAUGAUGAGACCGGUUCAAAAUUUAUCGGUGAAGAAAAUUGAGCUCAUUGGAACAUUCGAGCAAGUUUAUUUGGAUAUUUGUAUUAAACCAGACGAAGCUCACGAGGGGUUAACAACUCAUCAGGAAUUAUCGAAAACUUCCUUCUUAAGCAAUUUGGCUUGUUUAAUUCCAAUGCCUGACAAUAAUCAAAGUCCCAGGAAUAUGUAUCAAUGUCAGAUGGGAAAACAAACGAUGGGUACCCCUUGUCAUAAUUGGCUUCAACAAUCGGAAACCAAAUUAUACAGAUUACAAACUCCAGCGACACCGUUAUUUAGACCGACUCAUCAUGAUGACAUUGGAUUAGAUAAUUUUGCUAUGGGUACAAAUGCAAUUGUCGCCGUCAUUUCUUACACAGGUUACGAUAUGGAAGAUGCUAUGAUAAUAAAUAAAGCUUCCUACGAUAGAGGUUUUGCUCACGGAAUGAUUUACAAAUCCGAAUUUAUUGAUUUGAAAGAACAAAAGGACUAUUUUGCACGUGAUCCAAAUAAUAAAGACCUGGAGAAGAUUUUAGAUCCUGAUGGUCUUCCAAAUCCUGGGACUAAACUUGAGAAAGGAACCGUUUAUUACUCGUAUUGGAAUUCAGAUCAGAACGAAUAUACGACGGGAAAAUACAAUGGUAAAGAAGAAGUUUACGUGGACAAUGUUAAACUUUGCGGUACUUUGCACAGCCACAUUCCAAGAAGAGCUUGUAUUACUUAUCGAGUUCCGCGUAAUCCGAGUAUUGGGGAUAAAUUUGCAUCACGAGCAGGACAAAAGGGAAUUUGCUCUCAAAUGUGGCCACAAGAGGAUUUACCCGUUUCCGAAACGGGACUAGUUCCUGAUAUUAUUUUUAAUCCUCACGGAUUUCCUAGUCGGAUGACAAUUGCUAUGAUGAUUGAAGUAAUGGCUGGAAAAUCGGCAUCGAUUCAUGGACUCGUACACGAUGCAACACCAUUUAGAUAUUCCGAGGAAGACACUGCCGUGGAAUAUUUUGGUAAACUUUUAGAAGCAGGUGGGUAUAAUUAUUAUGGAACCGAAAGAAUGUACAGCGGUGUUACUGGAACAGAAUUACAGGCAAGUAUUUUCAUGGGUGUCGUUCACUAUCAACGACUUCGACACAUGGUUUCGGAUAAAUGGCAGGUGAGAAGUACAGGUCCUAUUGACGCUUUGACCAGACAACCAAUUAAAGGACGAAGAAGAGGUGGAGGUGUGAGAUUUGGAGAAAUGGAACGAGAUUCAUUAAUCUCUCACGCAUGUCCUUUUCUUCUGCAAGAUCGUCUCUUUCAUUGUUCUGAUGAAGCCACGAUGUUGAUUUGUCAACAAUGUGGAACUUUGCUUGGUCCGGGAAUGGAAUUAUCAGUAAGUAAAGCGGGAAUUGGUGAGAGAAAAAUUAGGUGCAGAAUGUGUGACAAUGAUCAUUCUUCUAAAGAAAUUGAUUUGCCCUACAUCUUUCGCUAUUUGGUUUACGAAUUAGCAUCGUGUAAUAUAAAGGUGAAACUCGACAUUGAGGAAAAAUAGAAUUAUAGAUAAAUACAAUAUUUAAAAAAAAAAAAAUGCAAAUCUAAUAGACUUUAUACAUUUGUGUAAUUUAUGUAAUAAAAAAAUGAAUUUUGAAAAAAAGGAA